Molecule: messenger RNA, 162 nt
Organism: Anisakis simplex (herring worm)
Lineage: Eukaryota; Metazoa; Nematoda; Chromadorea; Rhabditida; Anisakidae
Source: the annotation of a GenBank genome assembly
AUGACGCAUGCGGGAUGUGGUAAUCAUUGUGGUGGGUAUGGCUACAAUAGUUCUGGCAAAUAUUCAUCUGGAUGGUCAGGGAAUUGCGGCGACGGUGGACGUCCGAAUGCUGCCUGGUACCUGAUGUGCGGUGCAUGUCGAGCCAAACAUCUCAAACAAACA